Dissoconium aciculare CBS 342.82 is the source of this 603-nucleotide messenger RNA. Its product is annotated as snare-like protein. Gene Ontology annotation, cellular component: COPI vesicle coat. The record is from RefSeq and is a predicted model, not a curated record. NCBI's taxonomy places the organism in Eukaryota, Fungi, Ascomycota, Dothideomycetes, Mycosphaerellales, Dissoconiaceae. The transcript is spliced from 2 exons. Gene Ontology annotation, biological process: intracellular protein transport; intra-Golgi vesicle-mediated transport; retrograde vesicle-mediated transport, Golgi to endoplasmic reticulum. The coding region runs from base 1 to 603 and encodes 200 amino acids.
AUGGCUCCCAACAUGUCCCUCUUCUCCGUCAACGCCGUCCUCAUCCUGGCCGCCGACGACGCCUCGCGCAUCCUCGCCAAAUACUACUCCCCGCCGCACAUCCCGACCAACGCGCAAGGCAACGACUACCCCGGCGCGCAGCCCUAUCAGACCGUCAAGGAACAGAAGGCAUUCGAGAAAGGUCUGGUGGAGAAGACGGCGAAGCAGAACAGCGAUGUCAUCCUCUACGAUAACCGGGUGAUUGUGUUCAAGACGGAGGCAGACAUCAUGCUCUAUGUGGUUGGCAGCGCAGACGAGAACGAGAUUAUGUUGUACAACGUUAUCUUGGCGCUGAGGGAUAGUUUGAACAUUCUCCUCAAGAACUCCGUCGACAAGCGAACAUUGAUUGAGAACUACGACCUGGCAUCCCUAUGUAUCGACGAGAUCGUCGACGACGGCAUCAUUCUCGAGACCGACCCCGUCAUCGUCGCCAGCCGAGUCAGCAGACCUCCAGUACAGGACAUUCCCAACAUGCAAGGCCUUGAUCUGAGUGAGGAAGGUCUGCUCAAGAUCUACCAGUUUGGAAAACAGAAACUCGGCGAACGGCUACGACAAGGACUAUAG